Messenger RNA from Pan troglodytes (chimpanzee), 2457 nucleotides. It is a transcript of the gene INMT, whose product is annotated as indolethylamine N-methyltransferase. The coding region runs from base 77 to 868 and encodes 263 amino acids. Gene Ontology annotation, cellular component: cytosol. Lineage: Eukaryota; Metazoa; Chordata; Mammalia; Primates; Hominidae. The record is from RefSeq and is a predicted model, not a curated record. Gene Ontology annotation, molecular function: amine N-methyltransferase activity; N-methyltransferase activity. The transcript is spliced from 3 exons.
GCUGGGGGUGGAGCCUGGAGAGCUUGGAGCCCUCAUAAGACCUGAUAGCAAGGAGGGGGCACAUUUCAGGGACACCAUGAAGGGUGGCUUCACUGGGGGUGAUGAGUACCAGAAGCACUUCCUGCCCAGGGACUACUUGGCUACUUACUACAGCUUCGAUGGCAGCCCCUCACCCGAGGCCGAGAUGCUGAAGUUUAACUUGGAAUGUCUCCACAAGACCUUCGGCCCUGGAGGCCUCCAAGGGGACACGCUGAUUGACAUUGGCUCAGGUCCUACCAUCUACCAAGUUCUCGCUGCCUGUGAUUCCUUCCAAGACAUCACUCUCUCCGACUUUACCGACCGCAACCGGGAGGAGCUGGAAAAGUGGCUGAAGAAGGAGCCGGGGGCCUAUGACUGGACCCCAGCGGUGAAAUUCGCCUGUGAGCUGGAAGGAAACAGCGGCCGAUGGGAGGAGAAGGAGGAGAAGCUGCGGGCAGCGGUGAAGCGGGUGCUCAAGUGCGAUGUCCACCUGGGCAACCCGCUGGCCCCGGCUGUGUUGCCUCCCGCCGACUGUGUGCUCACCCUGCUGGCCAUGGAGUGUGCCUGCUGUAGCCUUGAUGCCUACCGCGCUGCCCUGUGCAACCUUGCCUCACUGCUCAAGCCGGGUGGCCACCUGGUGACCACUGUCACGCUUCGGCUCUCGUCCUACAUGGUGGGGAAGCGUGAAUUUUCCUGCGUGGCCCUGGAGAAGGAGGAGGUGGAGCAGGCUGUCCUGGAUGCUGGCUUUGACAUUGAACAGCUCCUACACAGUCCCCAGAGCUACUCUGUCACCAAUGCUGCCAACAAUGGGGUCUGCUUCAUUGUGGCUCGCAAGAAGCCUGGGCCCUGAGCCAGGAGGGCCAGCCAGAGGUCUGGUCAGGCUGUGAGGCCUUGGCCAUCUGUAUGCUAGAGAGGGGUGAGGAAUGGAUACUGUCUAACAGUCUCUGAUUUCAACACUAACAUUCCAUCUUCUGAAAUUCUGAGAUUCUAACAUCCUUGUUUUAGAAUUCUAAGUUUCCAACAUUCCUCAUUCUAGGAUCCUAGGAGUGGAAUUUUCCAUUUUCUAAUAUACUAAGCCUUACAGCUAUCUUAGAUGCGAUCUGACUCCUGUGUGACUGUGGAGCACCCAGGGACGUGGUUUCAGAGUCUACCUAAUAUGUUAAGGACAAGGAAACCUCUGAGUCUACCUAAUAUGUUAAGGACAAGGAAACCUCUGGACAGUGGUACAUUGGGGAAUUUUUUUCUUUUUUUUUUUUUUUUGAGACGGAGUCUGGCUCUGUCACCCAGGCUAGAGUGCAAUGGCACGAUCUCGGCUCACUGCAAGCUCUGCGUCCUGGGUUGACGCCAUUCUCCUGCCUCAGCCUCCUGAGUAGCUGGGACUACAGGAGCUCGCCACCACGCCCGGCUAAUUUUUUUAUGUUUUUAGUAGAGAUGGGGUUUCACCGUGUUAGCCAGGAUGGUCUUGAUCUCCUGACCUGGUGAUCCACCCACCUUGGCCUCCCAAAGUGCUGGGAUUACAGGCGUGAGCCACCGCACCCGGCCAGGGGGAAUGUUCUAUAACCAGCUCUGUAAAGGAAAAGCACUGAUGUGUGGUAGUCACCAAUUUCUGUGGUGUAAAUACUCCCACCAUGGUUGAUUUCAAGCCACCGGUGGUUUAAUAACCAGCUCAUAAAUCUCCUAAAUAUUUUACAGUUGACUCUCAUGAGCUGAUUGGAGUCAGCUGGAACAUACCACUGCCUCUAGACUAAGGUCAGCAGAUUUAGCAAAUACAGACUGCCCCAGUUCAUUGAAUUUUAGAUAAAUGAAAUAAAUCUAUAAGGUUAAGUAUGUCCCCAGAACUGCAUGGAACAUGCUUAAUCUAAACAAUGAUUUGUUGUUCACCUGAAAUUCAAAUUUAGCUGGGUGUCCUGUAUUUCAUCUGGCAACCCUACUUCAGACCCAAGUGUAAGGUACAUGGAUGUGCUUUGGUCAAGGAAUAGGCCAAGGCAGAGAUCCAUGCCUGCAUGACUCAGUGGGUUUGGUGCACAGGCACACACCUCCACUUGUUAUAUAACCUAUUUGUGUAAGUUCAUACUUGGUCUGAGCCACUGUUGUCUGUAAAAGGUAAUUGUCCUGCUAAUGCUGUACAGGGGCUCUUGGGGUUCAGCUCAGCUCAACAUGGCUUGACAUGGUGGGCGCGCUGGCGCCCAGUAAGAGAGAGAGAGAGCCAAAGCUGUCCGUUUUGCAGAUGGACAGGAGGGAGCCAGGACACAGCUCAGCUUGCUCACGCCCAGAGAGAGAAAAAGUUAAGCUGCUGACCCUGAAGGCAAGGGAGAGCAGGCUGCACAGCUGUGUGUGGAAGCCACGGGCUCAAGCAGCCAAGGCAGGGCGGACAGUGUGAGAGAGCUAGUGUAAGCUGUUGAUGAGAGCUGUUGCUGAAUAAAACCAUAUUCACCUGCC